AUGAAAGUACAACAGAGAAGUGAAAAAGCGGUAACACUGGAAGUGAAAUUCAAACCGAAUGUAGAUACAGUUAUAGAAGAAAUACCUGAUGGAAUGUCGAGCCUCCUGGUCUGCAGCCAGGGGACCUUAGCGAAGGCAGACUUGCUGACUGAGAGCGCUGCCCGAAGGACGUUCAUCUUUAGGCCACAGGAAGGGAAGCAGGGCUGUAAGCUGAUGCUUAGUACGAUUUGCUUGGGGGAGAAAGCGAAAGAGGAAAUGAAUGGGGAGAUCCUGCCCCCAGCAAACCAGGAAGACAAGAAGAGCAAGCCCAUCACCAUUGCCUCGCUCCAGGCCUCUGUGCUGCCCAUGGUCGUCGUGACAGGAUUUGAGAUUUCUCCCCCAGUCACUCUUCAGCUCCAAGCUGGCACAGGACCUGUGUCCCUCAGUGGCCAGGAAUGUCACCACCUUUCAGUCUAUCCUGAGAAGGGGAGGGGGAAGAGCAUGAUAGAUGAUGGCGAUGAGGAUGAUGUAGAUAUGUCACUGGAGGAGAUGAGCACUGUCAAAGUCAGGAGGCCGGCGCCCCAGAAGCAGACAAGCAUUGCCAGGAAGAAAAGGUUGGAAAAAGAAGAGGGCACAAGACCCAGUCUUAAAGACAAGAGCCUUAGGAGGAAGGCCAAACCCACAAGCAAGCCUAAAAAGCUGGAAUCCAAGAAAUGA
Molecule: messenger RNA, 696 nt
Organism: Manis javanica (Malayan pangolin)
Lineage: Eukaryota; Metazoa; Chordata; Mammalia; Pholidota; Manidae
Source: RefSeq, a predicted model, not a curated record